Messenger RNA from Anarrhichthys ocellatus (wolf-eel), 10987 nucleotides. RefSeq names its product erythrocyte membrane protein band 4.1-like 3b (gene epb41l3b). Gene Ontology annotation, biological process: cortical actin cytoskeleton organization; actomyosin structure organization. The record is from RefSeq and is a predicted model, not a curated record. Lineage: Eukaryota; Metazoa; Chordata; Actinopteri; Perciformes; Anarhichadidae. Gene Ontology annotation, cellular component: cytoskeleton; plasma membrane. The transcript has 26 exons. Bases 6258 to 9896 code for a protein of 1212 amino acids. Gene Ontology annotation, molecular function: structural molecule activity; actin binding.
GUGACCGUGUUACUUGCUAGGUUUUUCAGAGCCGGGCCACUUGAACUCAGGAAGGUUGUAAUUAUGGACAAACGGCAGGGAAUUCCCCAACUCUGACUUUGACUGGAAUGCAGCAUAAUGUACAAGAGCGUCUGUUUCAUCAGGUAUGACUUCUGAAGAUGUUGUUUAGGUGUUACAAUUGAAAGGCCAGUUUCGGUGACUUACAGUAGAGAACAUCUUGUGACCUUUCGGGGAAUGCGUUCCCCUGCAAUUUCCUUUUUGAAGUUUAUUUAAUUUCAUGUCAGGCUGACAUAACAAGAUAAACUCUUCCUUCUGUGGCUCGAGAUCAUUCAUUCAUUCAUGUUCAUAAUUAAAGCUCAUUCUGCUGCAGACGUCUCUCUACGGGAGAGAUUUCCUGCUGGUGUUUUGAUGUAGUAUUGCCAGUGAUAAAGACUCUCUCUGCCCUUUUAUCUUAGGAAUUAAGAUCAGUACUACUGUCCGAUCAGUUCACGGUCAAUAGCGCUGCUGGCGUUUUACAAAAUGAAGGAUGUGGAAGUGUGUGUGUGUGUGUGUGUGUGUGUGUGUGUGUGUGUGUGUGUGUGAGUGAGAGUCAGAACUAGAGGUUAAAGGUAAAAAGUAAUAGUCUGCAAAUCUCUGGCAUUAUCAAGAUUUAGUGAUAAGACAUGCAGAGGUUGGAGUGAAGUCAUUUCUUAAGACAUUCUUUGGACUAAAAGGGCUGAGCCAAAUAUUGAGUUAUUACAUUAUGCCCUCAACCUUCCCACAGAGUGCACUCUGUAUGAUCAGGUUAUUAAACUAGAAUAAAAACUAGAACUGGAAGAAAAACUGUGUUUAGAUCUCCACAGCUGUUUUUUUCAUAUAUUUAGAUAUUUUUUUAUCAUAUUUAGAUAAAUUGAAGAAAGAGAGAAAAUUGGAGCGUGACAGAAAAAUAGUCUACAACUAUUUUGAUAAAUGAUACGUUUACAUUGUCAGUAACUUAAUUUCAGACCAAAUUUAAGAUAGUAAACAACUGUUUUAUUGUGACUUUCAUGAUAAAAAGGUCGUCGCAGCUCGCAUCAUUAUGUAAUUAAAAUCAGAAGUGUCCAUCAACAUGUCCCUGAGCAAGACGCUGAACUUCUUCCGGUUCACUUGUUAUUUCUACUGUAACAUCAAGAGCAUCGCCGCCUGAAGUGCAACAUGCAAAUAAAACCAUCAACACAGAUUACCUGUCAGUUGAAGUGAGCUGAACUCGACACGUGAGUGCAGUGCACUUCGGGGGUUGACGGAGAUAACACCUGUGACUCAAUCUUGUUUAGUGGAGAGAUAAGCUUGUUGGGAGUUUUGUUAUCUCCCAAUGUUGCCUGAUCACUUGAGAGCAGCAUGAGGCUGCCUUUGCCUUAUAAAGCUACAGCUCAUGGGGUGGCACCUUGACACUCACAGGGUAUUUAUAGUCUUUGAAGUCAUCCCACAAAUGUGCUAUUGUAAAGGAACUUUUGUUUCUUGCCAAAAACUCUGUUGCACUGGUUCCAAUGUGCUAUUCUGCUGUGAACAUCCAGGCACUGAGCUUCCCUUUGUCCUUGCCUUAGUUUAUCCAAACUAUGACACGUCCCACAUUAUUGUUUCUAUUAUUAUGUAACUAAACAUAGAAAACAAACAGAUGCAUUAUAGCCCAACAAUACUAGUCAGUAUUAGUAUUGAUAUUUGGAAGUUUAAAAAAUAGGGAUCCUUUAGAUUUGUUGUUGUUGUCGUUGGUCGGUUUACAUCUUUGGUCCUGAAUGAAAUAUCUAAACAAUUCUACGAUGGAUUUCCAUGAAAUUGGUAGAAACAUUCAUAUUUGCUUCAGGAUAGUAAUUCUGGUGAUCCCCUGACAUCAGCACGUUAGCAUUUGUUAGCAUUUAGCUUAGCGCUGUAAGUACACAGAGCUGCUAGCAUGACUGUAGGCUCUUAGCGGCGGUCGAAUAUUCCUUUUUGCUUAGGAAGGUUCCUCACUUAGGGAAAUGACCCGGAAGUAUCUAACAAACAGCCCUGAUAAGAGCUGGUCUGAUUCUAUAAGUGCAAAGGAAAAGUGCUUCAAUGCUUCCUUUCUUAUCUCCUUUAGCAUCCUUUACGAAAGGUGAUAGUGGCGUCCCACAAUUCCAUGCGACAGCACCACAGCAUACCCACGUCAAUAACAUCUGCUGAGGCAUUGUUACGUAGCCUAGAGUAAGGGCAGCCGGAUUCUCUUAACGCCGCAUGGCUUUUUCCUAAAUAUUCAACAAUUCUUCUUCACAUCUUUUCCUUGACCUCAUGAUGUUUUCCAUCCAGGUCAAGGAAAAGUGGAAAGGAAAUGUUUUUAUCAUGAAUACUUUCACACAGAACAUGAAUAUUAAUUACGUGGCAACAAAGCAACGUACUUCUUUUUCGGAAGGAGGUGGAUUUUUCUGAGCUUUUCGCGCCGCGCAUAAAGGCAUCAACCAAUCAAGUCUCUGGUUGAACAUAUUGUGUCCUUUUUGGUUUACAAAGAAAAGAGAACGCUGUAAAAAUGAAAUAAAUUCUGUGAUUUAAAUUCUUCUCCUUAGUUGAAACGCUGGUAUCCAUAGAGAGCUCUAAAAGGGAAGAAUGAUUCUAAAUUCUGCCUCCCACCACAUACUGUAUGUGCCGCCCCUCCCUUUCUCUGAAAAUGCCUGGUCUCUAAUCACUUGACGGGCACAAUCAUUAGCCUACUGCUUUCCAAAGGUUGCAAACGCAGAACACAUUUACGAUUCCUUCGAGAUAAGAUGUGCUUCCUACAUGCACAAAAAAAAACAAGAAGGGGAGUGCUCCUCAGUAUCUUGUUAAUAACCCCUUUUCACAUUAAACUGCACUGUGUACCCUUGGCUUUAUAUGAAAGGGAGCCAUGGUUGAAAAUAAUGACUUUUCUAAAAUGAGGGUGAAGUGUGAUGACAGAGUGUGCUCAAGAUAGGGAGUCGAUUUGGGAGCUUUGGCCCAGUCGGGGUCGUCAAAAUCUGACACUAAUUUGGCUCGUAUGCUCGCUGACCUGCAGCCCUUUGGGAGUGAAAGCGCUUUCAGCUGAGUAGACCUGGACAGCAGGGGAUAGUAGCUUUGGUUAGUUAAAGGUGAAGAAGAAAGCCGAGCUGGAGCCAAUUUCACUACGAGUUCAUUGAGUUCGAGGGUAACAAGGGCCCGGUAAAGUCCCUGGUUGUUGUGUAUGAAAGACAAAAUGGAAAUGUAAUUCUGUGUUUGGGCAGAGACUUUUUCCCCUGACCUUUUAAAAAACAAUUAGAUCACACAGAUACUUUGCCAUGUAUUGUAAGGGACAUAACUCAAUAUAACUAUGUAUUGAUGAAGUGCCAGCCUGCUUGUUCUGACUGCAGCACUGGAAAUUGAAUAGCUGUAAUGAGGUUCAUACUGUUAAUGAGUUUAGAGUAUAUACACAUUUUCAUACACACAAGGAUUUAAUGUUUUUUUCUCGCAGCACUACCGUUUUAGAUAUACCACUAAUUUAAAAUCCAUUAAUUUGACAUGCUUUACUUUAAUUUGAAUCAUUAAAUGCCAAAUAAGCAGAUCAGUAUCAUGCAACUUUCUUCCCGUAAGUCACGAAUCAUGUAAAAUAGAAGAGAUAGUGGCAGCAUUGCUAGUUAACUUUGUGUGAAAAGGACAACGUAACCUUAUGUUUCACAAUUAUGUUAAUACUCGAGAGAGAGAACAGAUGUUGGAAUUCAAGGCUAUCCGAGUUCAAGGUCGGGCCUCGGAGCAGAUGAGCUGCACAGGAACUAAGUGUCUACACGCAGCAGAAAAAAAAGUGAAGAGUUAAGCAGCCACAUAAGCUACGUAGAGUCCAGAGAUCACAUGUUGUCUGUCUUGUGUGGUAUUAAUCAUACUGCUGACCAAGGGCUGUUCUGGAGGCUCUGAGGAGAUUUGCACUCCCACUUAUCUGCAGAUCACUAUACAUACAGAGAGUGAGAACUCAUAGACAGUAGGAACUCUAUUUUUGAAGGCCUGAUUUUAGAAUUUCCUUGACGUGGUAAUUAUCUGGAGGAUGUUUCAAUUUAAGAUGUUUUUCCCCAUUUGUCAGUCAAACACAGUGGGUUAACGUAUCAGUUCCUGUACAGCGGAGAUUAUUUACUGAAUACAAUAAAGCUGGUCAGCAGUUAUACAUUUUCACUGAGGAAGGCCGGAGUGUGCUGCCUGGUUUGUAUUACACACUGAUUAAAAGAAUUUAAAAUAGAGAUGAAGUAUGCGUUCAUAUAUUUCAGCUUUGACUGUCGUAUUACGUUUUGCCGAGUUGGCUGUUGGUAGAUGCUGUCUUGUGCUUUUUGUUUUCUGUCUUUAUCUGUAAAGUCAGAAAAAUACAUCUAGCUAAUUCAUGAAUUAAAGCUCUUUGCAAUAAGUAGUUUUUUUUUUUAAACAAUGCCAGUAUGUGAGAAUUGACAUUUCCUUUCGGAGAUAAGCGAAUCCUUCAUUUACAGUUUAAGAUUGUUCCCUGCGAUACCGGCGCACAGUCACCACCCACCGGUCAGACGGGCCGUGAUGAGCAAUGUCUCAGACGAUAAGUCUGCUCAUGACAACACCGUGCCAGACUCCACCUGCUCUAAAUGCAGAUAACUAUUGUUUGGCUGUGCAGAGGACAGCUAAUUAGUUGUUCCUGCUUAAUGUGCAGUGUGUAUUCUCAGAGAGACGUAUUGCGGUGAAGUUUAUUAUAACAAUCAUAUCUGUGCUUAAAAAACAAGAAAUGAAAGGGGGGAAGUGAAAUAACCCAUUUUGAGAAAUGGUAGAAUAACAGUGUGUGGAAUUUGUAUUUUACCGUAAUGAUUGCUGAGGCUGUAAGGCUUCCUCUCCUCGUGUUGUCACCUUAGUAAAAUCACAUUCUUAGACCUUUUAUGGUUACUGGAGCUAUGACAUUAGACUCAGCAGAGAUACUGCCAUGAGUUAUUACAGUGUCACUGUGAAAAAAGCUAUCCUCCUGACAGCCCUCGCCGGCUAUUAUUUCUCCUCACUGCCUCGAGGGUUGCAGGAAUAUUUUUGUUCCACCCUUUGGCUACCGCAGCUCUAAACCUCACUCUACUCACUGAUGGCUGCUUGCAAAGUUAAGGAAUUUAAACUUGCACAUGAAGAAGAAGCUCAAUCCCCUUUGGAUUGUAACGUGAUUAUAUGACUUCAAUGUAAAGCAUUCAUUGUUGUUGUCGGUGUUGUUUUUUUAUGAGCUGUCUUGCAGUUAGCUAGAGGAGGAGCCAGUUGUCUGGCUGCAUGUAGGAGUUGAACUGUGUGCGUUAGUUGAUUUACCCUCUACUAUCUGCAAAGCAUGCCUGCUAUGUGUCUGUCACCAUUUAGGGAAUUCAUGAAUGACUUGCAGCAGAAAAUUCUCUGGAGCCGUAUUGUGCAUGACUGUGUUUUUUGUAUUUGCAUAUAAUGUAAAUUGUUGGCAUGUGGUAUCCUACUUGAGCAUGAAAACAAUUGGAUGAAAUAAAAGUCAAAUGGGUGACCGAGCUGGGUCAAGUUCCCACUAGGAGGCGGGAGGCAAAACCCUAAAAUCCCCAGAGGGAACAACCCAGACACUAAUUUAAAAAAAUGCUUUUAUGUCUGUAUUUGUGCACGUACAACCACAUGUAUGUACCUUGAGGAGGGCAGCAGAUAUGUGUGUGUGUGUGACGGUGUGUUCAUGUGCUCACUAUAUUGGUUUCUUUUAAUAUGUCUUGGAUUAUGUUUUUCAUUUGGAGAAUAUUUGAAAGUGCUCCAGACUGGGAGCGUACUGUCAGUAAAUCUUUCAGAAGCAUUUUUCUGUGGCUGGUACAGAGUGAGCUAAUUUUAACUACUUUAAAAGUACUCAACAGUAUAUAAUCUAUAGCAAUGCAUCAUAUUUAAUGAGCUCAUCAAAGCUUUUUGGCGUAUAAUUUAACAGUAAAAUAUUCUGGUGAACAGAACGGUAGUUUAAGUUUGCUAAAUACAUUUCCAUUGCAGAAAAGAAAACAUUUUUCUUUGUUUUUUGGAUGUUUUUACAGCAUUGUUUGAAAAUAAAUACGCCGCAUUCUCAAUCUGGUUUAAGUGAACUAAGGGCUGCAGCUAAUAAUUGUGUGCGUGUGUGUGUGUGUGUGUGUGUGUGUGUUGAGGGGGUGUGCUGCUAAAAUAAUGCCCCAGCUGUCCUGAUAUCCCACAAUUCUACUCAGCUGCACGGUGGAGUGUGAUAGGCUGGUGGAGAGGGGGAACUGCAGCAGAGUAGCACCGCUGUCAGGAAACAGAAGCCCACUCUGAAUGCAACUCGCGUAAACCAGCUGAACGAGGACGGUUUACCUGCGUGAUUCACCAUGACAACUGAAUCAGGAGCAGACUCGGAGGCCAAACAGCCGCAGGAGAACAAGGAGACGGAGAAGGCGAAGGCUAAAGCAGCAGCCGAACCCACCUCGCCUCAGAACCAACCGGAGCAGCUCCCCGCCGCCGCCGCCGGACACAGCACCCCGGCCAGGAAGGAACAGGAGCAGCAGGAGGGGGACCAGGUAUCACACAGGUCAUCCACCAGUCGUCUCUCCAGGUCUCCUUUGAAAGGAGUGAAGAAGACGAAGAUCAUGGAGUGUAAAGUCACCAUGCUGGAUGGCUCCGACUUCACACUCAAUGUAGAGAAACGAGCCAGGGGCCAAGUGCUCUUUGACAAAAUAUGUGACCACCUCAAUCUCCUGGAGAAGGACUACUUUGGCAUCACAUGCAGAGAUGUAGAGAACCAGACGAAUUGGCUGGACCCUUCCAAGGAGCUAAAGAAGCAGAUCAGGACCGGACCCUGGAACUUUGCUUUCAACGUCAAGUUUUACCCUCCAGACCCCUCCCAGCUGACUGAGGAUAUCACAAGGUACUACCUGUGUCUGCAGCUGAGAGACGACGUGGUUUCAGGCCGUCUGCCCUGCUCCUUUGCCACCCACACGGUGCUGGGCUCCUACGCAGUGCAGUCUGAACUGGGAGACUACGACCCCGAGGAAUUAGGCAGCGACUACAUCAGCGAACUGCGCGUCGCACCCAACCAAACCAAAGAGCUAGAGGAGAAGGUCAUGGAACUCCACAAGACCUACAAGGGCAUGACACCAGCCGAAGCAGAGAUACACUUCCUGGAAAAUGCCAAGAAGCUGUCCAUGUACGGCGUGGACCUCCACCAUGCUAAGUUGGUAGGGAGUCUCUAUGAAUGCUUGGCUCCAACUGAGGGAGAGGACUCUGAGGGAGUGGAGAUCAUGUUGGGAGUUUGUUCAAGUGGCCUGCUCAUCUACAGAGACAGGUUGCGAAUCAACCGGUUCGCUUGGCCCAAAAUCCUAAAGAUCUCCUACAAGAGGAACAACUUUUACAUCAAGAUCCGGCCCGGCGAGUUUGAGCAGUUUGAAAGCACGAUUGGUUUCAAGCUUCCAAAUCAUCGCGCUGCCAAAAGGCUGUGGAAGGUCUGUGUGGAGCACCACACCUUCUUCAGGCUCAUAUCCCCCGAGGCUCAACCCAAGAAGUUCCUGAGCCUCGGCUCCAAGUUCCGCUACAGCGGCAGAACGCAGGCCCAGACCCGCAGGGCCAGCUCCAUGAUCAUCAGACCUGCUCCGCUCUUCGAGCGCUCCUCCAGCAAACGCUACAACAUGUCGCUCAGCUUAGAUGGAGCACCAAUGACGGAGAACCACGAGACUCUGAUGAAGGACAGCGCCGAUGAUGGGGCGGCCAAAAUCAUCACCAAGGGAGACAUCAUCACCACGGUAACGACGGAGAAGAAGGCCGAGGAAGAGAAGGCGGAGCAGGAGGACGCUGGCAUGGAUGCUGCUGAGACGCAGGAACCGACCACCACAACACCGCUCAGACAUGACGCGAAGUGCUCCUCCCAUGUGUACACAACCGACCCCCUCCGCUCUGAGCUCUCUCUCCCCUCAUCUCCUGUUUCGUCACCUAAAGUGCGGCGGAGGCGCAGGGAGAACACGCGUAAGCGGGCCUCGUCGGUCAGUCCAGCCAAGAGCUCUGCUGGGUGCCGCCGCCGGCAAGCCCACGCCGACCGCAAGGCCGCCCUGCUGGACGAGCAGGUGCUGCUGCUCUCGGCCCGCAAGCAGAGGCUGGAGCAGGGCAAGAGCCGCGGCGGCACGCUCUUCUCCUUCUCCCUGCACCUGCCCGACCUGUCCUCCUUGCUGGAUGAGGACGGCUACAUCUCCUUUCCCGACAUGUCAGAGAUGCGCUUCCUCCCUAUGUGCGCGCAGAACUUCCUGCCUAUUAAGUCACCGUCACUCAUCCCCUGCUUCCUCUUCAUCUUCUUCUUCCUGCUCUCCACCUCCUUCUCCGUCCCUUACGCCCUCACCCUCUCUUUCCCCCUGGCGAUGUGCCUCUGCUACCUGGAGCCCAAGGCAGCCUCCCUGACCGCUUCCAUAGCCCAGGGCUACCAUGACCAUGACAGUUCAGAGGAAGAGGAGCAGACCGACAGCGAACAAACUGACUUUGCCUUUGAUGGAGAGAUGACCGCCACAGAGUCGGACGCAGACGACGACUCUGAGAUGCGGACUCAGGACACCUCGCCUCCAGAAGAGAUGGUCAAACACCAGACCAACAUCAGCGAGCUGAAGCGCUCCUUCCUGGAGACGGGCGAGAGCACGCCAGGCCUGACGGAAUGGGAGAAGAGGCUCUCGUCGUCCCCUGCGCGCUCACCCAGAGCGGACGAAGCGCCAAUGAUAGAGCCGCUGGAGCUGCAGGAUGCUAAAGACGAGCAGCCGGCAGGAGAAGAGACAAAAGAGGAGGUAGAACCUAAAGCCACUGAGGCGGCAGGAUAUCUGGUGAAAUAUGUGGUGGAUAGUAUCGCAACAGAUUUGGUCUCCUCCUCUGGGCCACACGGGAUUAGUCUGUCAACCACUAUGGACGACGACGUCUUCGUGGACGGGACCCUCAGGGAGGUGGACGAGGUGUCGGAGAGGGCCGAGAUGAAGGUCAGCCCCGGAGCCGUCAGACAGGAAGUGGUCCAGGCCAUCAGUGACAAGAAAGGGACGCUCAUUAUCUUGAAGGAGGCUGACGAUAAAGCAGACACAGAGGGCAAAGAGACGAGUGCUGCAGUUGACGAAGAGGAGCCUGUUGUCCCUGGAGAGGCCGAGGCUGAGGAGAACGAAACGCUGUCUGCCUCUAAAGAGAAAGAAUCUAUCAAAGAAGACACUUCUGAUGUUAUAGAAGCCAAAACCACUGUGGUCAAGAUGCAGAGUCCGAAGAUAGAGAUAAAAACUGAUGACAUGACUCAGACUAAAGGUACUGACUCGCCUAAAAAGGCCAUGGCAUCCUGGAUAUCUGAGGCCGUGAAGACCGAGGCUUCCGAGGUCAUCAGUGUGUCGACAAAGGAAGUAAAAGAGACAAAAACGUCUGACGCCCUGCAGCAGAAAGAAGAGUUCUUCACCUUAGAAGAGAUCCAAACAGAGCCGUCAAAGUCCAGCGUGUCUCAGAUUACAGUUUCUGAAUCCUCUACUACGUCCUUAGCAGUGUCUACGCUGGGAUGGGUUUCCUCCUCUGAAAAGGGAUCCGCUGAACCGGAGGAGAAGAUGGUGGUUGCCACGGAGACAGAGGCAGCACCGGCCGAGUCGACAGGGCCAACGGGCCUUAACGUCGUCGAGGUGGGAACCAAAGAGGUGCCUGUCGUCCACACGGAGACAAAAACUACCACCUAUGAGUCUGCAGAGGUUGACUCUAACGGCGACAUAGACCCCGGGGUGUUGCUGAGUGCUCAGACAAUCACCUCGGAAACCUCCAGCACCACGACAACCACACACAUCACAAAGACGGUGAAAGGAGGAAUAUCAGAGACAAGGAUUGAGAAAAGGAUCGUCAUCACGGGAGACACAGACAUCGACCACGAUCAGGCUCUGGCUCAGGCCAUAAAGGAGGCUAAAGAACAGCAUCCUGACAUGUCAGUGACCAAAGUAGUGGUUCAUAAAGAGACAGAGAUCACGCCAGAGGAGGGGGAGGACUGACCCAGGAGUAAAAACACCCGAGGGCUGUUUUCUGUUUCGACUUCCUACAUCCAGAACUCCACAUAUUACUCCGGGACUCUCAGAAGACUAGAAAGGCUCCUACUCUCCUAAUGCUGCAGCCCCGCCAGCUAGUCGCAAACCCCUCACCUUGCAAAUUAAAUAAAUGCAUCUCGCAUGAGAACGACGCAAUGUUGCAUUAUCAUACAAAAUGGCAAGAUUAUACCGAAACACGUACGAUUCUUAAAAGUGGUUCUCGAUUCAACCUGCACGCCGAAUCUUGUGUGUGUGUGUGUGUGUGUGUGUGUGUGUGCAGCAAGCAAACGGUUUGCUUACACUGCCUUAUGACUCUGAUGCAUUUUUAUGAUUCUUGAGAAUAAUUACUGUAGCAAUGUUUUAUUUAUGAAAUAAAGCCAUCACUCCAGAAACUUAAAAUCGCUGUAGGCUGUAUGUGUUAGGGAGCAUACGCUAUUUAACCUUCCUGUAGAAGUGCCAACCUCAUUUGCCAGCAAGCAUUGCCUCACUUACUCCAAACAAGCCGAUGAUUUUUUUCCGUCUGGUGUGCCACUACAGCAGAAAUCACUACAGCCCAGUUCUGUACAUAUCAACGCUUUCCGAGGAGAAUAGCAAAUGUAUCUUUCCCGGUUGAUUUUAUUCACGUCUACUUGAAUUGCAUUUUUCCUUUUUUAUGAUCAUUUCAGUAUUUUUAUCGUUUUUUCCUCGUCGAUUUUGAUUCCACCAACACGCUCUGUUCUGCCAAGGAGUCAAGUUUUCUGUGCAAGAAAUAGAUUUUAAUGUGCCUGUGCAGGCUUUUGAAUGUUCUCCAGGGUAGAUGAUCAGCUGCAGCAGCGCCACAAGUCCCAGGUUUGUGUGACUGUGAGGCAAAGGGCUCAGACUGCCGAGCUCUGCUCAAAUUAGAUGCAAAGCCAAGAGAGAUCUGUCCACCUCCCCCCCACCCCCACCCCCACCCUGAACAUGUCAACUAUAUGCCUCCCUCAUGUGUUCAACUCUAUCUGAAUAACCGAGUCUUGUUCGUGUACAGCCAUGUUUUCCUCAAAAAGGUGAAAUAAAAGUGGCAAAUGCAUUUGUUUUAA